GCCGCUGUGUCCGGGGGCCGGGCUGGCUGGCCGCAGUAGUGUGAGAGGCGUUCCUCUGCGGUAGCGCUGCCACCUGGCUGCAAGUGUGGGGCGUGGUGGUCGCGGUGGGGGACACACGCGGGGUUUUUUAUUUCUACCCCUUUUUCACCCAGUUCCAUGCGGCAGGUAACUUUGCUGAGAGAUGGCGGAGCAGCAUCAGGACGUCACCAUGAUGAAGGAUCACGCAGCUGGCCAGGAGAAGCACAUCCCAUCAGGCUAUCCCCUUCAGAUACCAGUCGAUGAUGGAUCAGAUGAGCCUGUUUCUGAAACAUCUGAUGCUAAGAGCACCCCAACUAUGGAAGAUGCCACAGUACCUUUAGUGGAGGAAGGAGACCACGAGGAUCAGGGUGGUGUUGAACAGCAUGGGGAGAUCCCAGAAGGAACCACAGCUGAAGAUGCAGGUGUAGGAGCCACUCCCAACCUGGAGGACCAUGCUGCAGGAGAUGCCACUCAAGGUUGUAUUGACAGCAAAGAUAAGGAAGGUACUGAAGCUGAGGAAAAGAAACCAAAGAAAUGCUCACCUUCCACUGCCAAAGCCCCAGGCUCCAGACCCUCCAUCCCCCCCCACCGACACACCUCUGCUAGCACAAUCCCUUCGAAAAAAUCCUCCAGCUCUGCUUCCACCUCUAAACGAGUCUCUUCUGUCACAUCCCGACUGGUCCAUAUAGAAACACAAGAAACAAAAGCCAAGGGCCCGGAGAUGAGAGGGGAUACGAAGAUGGGCACACCAUGGUCUGGAGCCGGGCAAGCACAGAGGAACUCGACCAAUGCCACACGCAUCCCAGCAAAGACACCUACAGCCCCUAAAACACCCCCCAGCUCCGGCAGAAAGGAGCAGAAAAAAACACCUCCUGCAGCAGCAAAGUCUGAGAAAGGUGAGCAGCCAAAGUCUGGAGACAGAAGCGGUUACAGCAGUCCCGGCUCCCCCGGGACUCCCGGCAGCCGUUCCCGCACUCCCUCUCUGCCCACCCCACCAGCCAGGGAGCCCAAGAAGGUGGCAGUCGUCCGCACACCACCAAAAUCCCCCGCCUCUGCCAAGAGCCGCAUCCAGCCCUCAGCUGCACCCAUGCCUGAUCUGAAAAACGUCAAGUCCAAAAUUGGCUCCACUGAAAACCUGAAGCACCAGCCCGGAGGUGGCAAGGUGCAGAUUAUUAAUAAGAAGCUGGACUUUAGCAGCGUUCAAUCCAAGUGUGGCUCAAAGGAUAAUAUCAAACACAUCCCGGGAGGAGGCAGUGUGCAGAUUGUUAAUAAGAAGUUGGACUUUAGCAGCGUUCAAUCCAGGUGUGGCUCAAAGGAUAAUAUCAAACACAUCCCGGGAGGAGGCAGUGUUCAAAUUGUUUACAAGCCAGUUGACCUGAGCCACGUGACAUCCAAAUGUGGUUCCCUGGGCAACAUCCAUCACAAACCAGGUGGUGGCCAGGUGGAGGUGAAAUCUGAGAAACUGGACUUCAAAGAUAAGGUGCAAUCGAAAAUUGGAUCCUUAGAUAACAUCAGCCAUGUCCCUGGAGGAGGAAAUAAAAAGAUUGAGACCCAUAAGCUGACCUUCCGUGAGAACGCCAAAGCCAAGACCGAUCACGGUGCCGAAAUUGUCUACAAGUCCCCCACCAUCUCCGGAGAUGCCUCCCCACGCCGCCUCAGCAAUGUCUCCUCCAGCGGCAGCAUCAACAUGGUGGACUCCCCCCAGCUUGCCACGCUAGCCGACGAGGUGUCCGCCUCGCUGGCCAAGCAGGGCUUGUGAUUGGGGCAUGGCUGGCCCAUAUGGGAGAAGACAAGGGAAAAGAAAAAAAGAAAGAUAAAGCAAACAGAAAUAAUAAUACUCUGCCCUUCUUUCUCUGUUCCUUUUACAGUUGCUUCCCCAUCCCCUAACUGGUUAAUAAUUUAACCUGCUUUUACUGUUCAUUCAGCUCUAGCUCCAGGACAUUGGUGACACUAUGAGGUACAAAACUUCCUCUCCCCCUGCUCCUUGCCCAUGCCUGUCCCCCACUCCCUCCCGUGUUUCCCUGAGAGGUCCCUGGCUGUCCUGGGGCUGCCCACCCUGGCAAGGACUCACCUUCUCCUGACCUGAGCACCCCAUACCACAGGACAAGGUCCUCAGGGGAGGGCUGAGCUUCUCCGGGGGGAGAUGGGGGAGGUGUGCUGUGCUCCUCCCCCUAAGGAUGCCUGGGCUGGACAGUGCAGGUAGCAGGGGCUGCAGCCAGGGACUGCAGGGAGGUGCCUUCCCUUCCUGCAUUAAAUUUGUUUGCUGAUUUGGAAGAAACCUUUUGGUUUUGCCUCCAAAAGCUGAGGUGUAUAUGAAAAUAACUGCCAGGUACCCCCCAAAGCUCUGUGUGUGUGUGUGUGUGUGUGUGUGUGUUCCCUCCCCCCCGUGGCUGUGCUGGAACCACUGAGUGGAUGAGUAGUGGUUUUUCCCCAUCCCUUUGGCGACCCCUCGUGUCGUAGAGUAGAUGUAUCUAUAUAUGCUUGAACCAUGCCAGGGUGAUUGUUUUAAUAACGAGCAUGUGUUUUAAAAAAAGAAAAAUGCAUUAAGUAGUUUUUGAGGUGCCCAGUGCCGACUCCUCUGCAGCCCAGCUGGGGGGGGGGCGAGCUGCUGUUGAGCUUCAGGCUGUGUCUGAGCACCGCCAGGGGGCUGUGCUGGGGCUUCCCCCGGGACUGUGCACCUCCCAUGGCCUUAGGAUGUUGUAGGAGGGGCACUCACAGCUCCAGGGCUGGGAUGACCCCUAGGUUUGGGUGCAGCUUGUUAACAUUUUUGGGUUAUUUUUUUUUGUUGUUCUUUUCCCCCUGCAAGGUCAGCUCAGAAGUCUUGGAAGUGGCAGCUCCACGGUUCUGCUGUUCUCAUGCCAUUGGCAGCAGCAGGAGACAACCAGGAGGAUGUGAGAAGGCAUGAGGGAGGUUUUAGCUGGUGUGUGGUGGCAGCUCCUCCAGGUUCUGCACCCGGGGCCAGAAGCAACUCCCUGGUACUGAAUUCCCCUCCCCCCUCACCCUGGGGUUUUCUGGUUUGAGUUGGCAGCAUGUUACCCCUUCAUGGUGUCACCUUCAUGCAGCACUCGCCACCCCCCAGCACCACACAGGGGAAAAGAGCUGAAGCAUUUCUUCCUUUUGCUGCUUUUAUUCCUGUGGCAACCUAGGGAGUGUGAGGGAGUAGCCUGGGGCUGUGCUGUACCCAUGGCCGUCCCUGCACGCCCCUUCUACAACCAAAGAGCCUGAGAUGCCAUCAGUUCAGCUCAGUGUGUCCCCUCCAUCCCUGUCUCCCCACAAGAGGCACCAGUUGAGCUGGCAAUGGUAGUGCAGGUGGAAGGGUGUCCAGGGGGCCACAGACUGUGACCCCCAGGGCCAUGCUGCAGGGAAGGCUGCACUUUCCCAGCAAGGGGCUGAAACCCUGGGCUGGCAGGCAUGGAGGGGGGUUUGGUCUCACUGGGGCACAGAGCACAGGUUGUCCUUGGGAUGGCAGCUGGGUGCCAAAGAGGCUGUUUCAGCAGGUUUAUGACCAGGACAGACCCCCUCCCACCUUUCACAGGUGCUGCUGAACCUGCCACAGCUGCCGCAUGCCUUGUGCUGGUGCCACUGAGAUGUUCUGAGUGGCAUUGGGCUGCUGCCCAUCCUGCCUGCAGCAGCAUAAGGGCUGGGGGGUGUGGAAUUUUCUAACAUUUGUCUCUGCAGCUCCAGGAGCUGCUUUACUGCUGGGGAGGGGCUGGUUCAGCUACAACAUAAACAGGUCAAGUGAAAGCCCACGUCCAGCUUGUCACUCACCCCAUUACAAUUGACUGAUCAUAGGACACUGUACUCCAGUCUGUGACCCUCUGCACCAGUACAGAAUGGAGGAGCUGGUGCAGUAUUUUUGUCCUCUGUAAAAGGAGCAAGUGGGAGACCCAGAAUGCUAGUCACCCCUUUUAACCCUUUUUAGCUCCAGGGUGAUGUGUAGCUGAGCCCCUCCUGGCCCUGCCCUGUGCUACCUACAUACCCCUCUGUGAAGCUCUGGAGGGCCAGGGUGUGCUGGGAGCUCCAGGGAGUGAGAGCAUCCUCAACUGAGCACCCCUCCCCAGCCCCUCUACCCUUCUCCCCCACAGGGGCUGUGCAGGUCCCAGGACAGUCCUCUCCUGCUGUCCCCUUCCAGCAGCCCAAGCCAUGUCCCCAGCCCUAAUACCAUGUUCAGACCCAGGCCUGAGGGUUACCAAGAGCAGCUGGACUGACCCAUAGCUUUUCAAUUACUCCACACAUAUCUUGGUCUAAAAAGGGUUAAAACCAGUACUGAUUAAAAAAGCAAACCAAAACCCUGUGUUUCUGCACUCAAAUAAACUUGUUUGUUAAAUAAGCUUCUAGUGCCAGACUGGCGGUGGUGCUGGCAGCCCCGAUCCCUGCAGAUACUGGGGUGGGAGGGGAAGGUUUGAUCUUAGUGUAUCAUUCUAGCUUAGCUGUUGUCUGUAAAUGUCCAUAGUGUAGCGUGUGUUUUAACAACUGGUUUACACUGUUGCCAUAAAAGUGAAUUUGGAAAUAAAGUCAUUACU
Colius striatus (speckled mousebird) is the source of this 4541-nucleotide messenger RNA. It is a transcript of the gene MAPT, whose product is annotated as microtubule associated protein tau. Gene Ontology annotation, biological process: microtubule cytoskeleton organization; neuron projection development. Gene Ontology annotation, molecular function: microtubule binding. The record is from RefSeq and is a predicted model, not a curated record. The transcript has 15 exons. Bases 182 to 1777 code for a protein of 531 amino acids. NCBI's taxonomy places the organism in Eukaryota, Metazoa, Chordata, Aves, Coliiformes, Coliidae. Gene Ontology annotation, cellular component: neuron projection.